GCGCUCAAGAGUAUGACGCGCGGCAAAGGGCUGCCUAGCUAGGCAGCCUACUAGACUUUGAAACAGUUUGAGCAAUGGGCCGGGCUCGUCAGCUGGAGACGUAGCUGAUCGAAUCGUGCUGCUUGAAGCUACAUCACGGAAAUAUCGGCAGCAACAGCAGCUUGCAAAUGUCGCCCGCACGACCAGAACGCUGGGACUCCUCGACUCGGAACUAUUACUGCCAGCUUGCCAGGGGCCGGCAUAAUAUCUGGAUAUAUUUCAUCAUCAAAGGAAAUACCUGCAACAGUUAGCACCGCCCAGGCCGAAAUUGAUUCUGCCCUCGACGUAUGAUCAGCUUCCGCCCCGUUCAAAAAUACUUCGCAAGUUGCUGCAUUCCAGCACGCAAAUUUGUAGGACUGUCAGCUUCUCAAAGCUCGUCACAUGAUUUCUUGUAACUUGCGCGCUCUCUCAACACUGAAAUCGCCCACAAGAGCCAGCAAAGAGGCAGGGCUCAGAUCACACUCAGCCCGCCCGUGCCGCCGCCUAGUGCAGCUUCUUGCUUGUCGCGGUUCGGCUCUAGCCUCGAGCUCGCUGCCUGCAUUGAGCAAGGCGCCCCUUCACUGAUCGAGCUGAUCCCAAGAAACUGUCACGUAAUUGGUGAUCGACAAACGCGAUGGCGAUGGAGGGCAGUCACAUGACCAAGCCAGUGAGCAAGGUGGCUGCUGUGGAAGAGGAUGACUUCGAAACGGGGGAGGUGGCCUCGAAGCAAUACAGUUCGAACCCACUCGUGGCGUUUGUCCAAUGGGUCCUCUCCUUUGUGGUACCCGGACUGGGCAUGUUCUCAGAGGCCUACUUCAUCUUCUCCAUUGGCAACGUGACGAGCAUCUUCCAAAAGGAGUACCCCAAAUGCUGGGGCACUAAGUCGCACCCGCUCUGCAGCUCACGGCUCGUUGCGGGCAUCAUGGCGGGCAUGGUCUUUAUCGGUUUCUUCGCGGACCGCCUCGGCCGCAAGCGCGGCUCCAUUCUGUGCGCGAGUAUCAUGCUGCUCGGAGCCGUCAUGCUCAUCGUGUCGGACGGUCCGGACCAGAAGGGCAUACUACUCAUGUACACCAUCUCGCAGCUGGUUUUCGGUUUGGGCGUGGGGGGUGAAUACCCCGUCGCGUCAUCGUCCGCGGCCGAGCGCGCGGAGGCCGACAAGGCGCUGCAGGACCGCCGCGGCGAGACGGUCGUGCUGACGUUUUCCAUGCAGGGCGUCGGCAACGUUGCUAACGUCAUCGUCCUCAUGAUUUUGCUGGCGGCGUUCAACCAGAACGGCCCGACAUACGAUCCCACGCGCCUAGACUGGGUAUGGCGCCUCUCGUUUGCGGUCGGCCUGAUUCCGAUCUUCAUCAUGCUCUACAUUCGCAUCUUCAGGCUCAAGGAAUCGUCCAUUUGGCAGGCGAAGCACAACAACAUGGCGAAAGCGGGGCUGAACGACAGCUUCACGAUGCACAAGUUUUCGUUGCUCAUGUAUCACUAUUGGCACCGUCUGCUGGGCACGGCCGUCAGUUGGUACGUGUGGGACAUCACCUUCUACGGGAACAAGCUCUUCCAGGGUACCUUCAUCAAGAUCAUCGUGGGUCCCAAUGUGGGUCUCCUCACGACUGUGGAGUACACGCUUCUCAACGCAGUCAUUGCCCUCGUCGGUUAUUACUUCGCCGCGUUUACCAUCGAUAAGCGCUGGAUGGGAAGGACCAGAAUGCAGAUCAUGGGCUUUGCCUGGGUCUUCGUGCUGUUCCUCGCGUGCGCGAUAUGGUACUCGGACCUCAUCAAACCGGCGCACAUCCACGUGUUCCAGUUCCUGUACUAUAUGAGCUCCUUCUGGGGCCAGUGGGGGCCCAACUCAACGACGUGGCUGCUGCCUGGAGAGAUCUUUCCGACCGAGACGAGGGCUUUCACUCACGGCAUGGCCGCUGCGACGGGCAAGGCGGGUGCGUUGACGGCGGGGCUCUGGUUCGAGCAUCUGUCCAAUCAGAGCAGAUUCUACGUGUGCGCCAUUUGCGGGGCCAUUGGUCUCUCCUUCACCAUCGUCUUCGUGCCGGAUAUCACCGGCCUCGACCCGCGCGAGGCCGACACGCGCAAAUUCUUCCUUAACCACAAGGCCAGGAACCCGAGAUUAGCACAAGGUCUCGUCCUAACCAUCGUGUUUGUGCCGGACCUUACGGGCCUCGAUUUGCGCGAGGCCGACGCGCGCUGGUUCAUGCUGGUGGACGGCAGAAGCAGCGAGUACGUGGGCGAAGCAAUCAAACCGCGCCACCUGUCGCUCUGGGAGCGAAUCGUCGGGUACGGAAAAGUUUACGACCCGUCGGCGCCCAAACUGGACCUCAAGACGCUCUCGAUGGAGAAGAAGCUCGCGCAGAAACUGCAGAUUUAG
Molecule: messenger RNA, 2392 nt
Organism: Klebsormidium nitens
Lineage: Eukaryota; Viridiplantae; Streptophyta; Klebsormidiophyceae; Klebsormidiales; Klebsormidiaceae
Source: the annotation of a GenBank genome assembly